AUGUCACGGCGGUACAGACGAAAGCUUCGCAGGACGGUGAGCCGAGGACUUGUUCGCGUCAAUGCUGCUUCGGUUUUCGGUGAGAUCAUAUCUCGAAUUCCCGCCAGCCAAUUGUUCAUUCGAAAUGAAAAUUCACGUCACAAUAUGUCGCUUGGAAAUUCUUUGAAACCCAUUUUUAUUCAUAUCCAUGAUCAUAUCAUCGAAAAACUUACCUCGGGACAGAGUAAACAAGUAGGUUCAAGUAGAGCUAAUCGACAGCUGGUCGUGAACAAAUGUCCGUCGUCUCGUGGUGGGAUCGACCUUGGAAACACUUCACUAAACACAUUCUCCUUCCGACGUGUAGAUGUGGUCUGGCCUCGCUUUUGCAACUUGGUUAUGUUGUCAAGACGACUUCGAUGA
Protopolystoma xenopodis is the source of this 399-nucleotide messenger RNA. The record is from the annotation of a GenBank genome assembly. Lineage: Eukaryota; Metazoa; Platyhelminthes; Monogenea; Polystomatidea; Polystomatidae.